This is a messenger RNA of Sorghum bicolor (sorghum), 5188 nucleotides long. RefSeq names its product WD repeat-containing protein 7. NCBI's taxonomy places the organism in Eukaryota, Viridiplantae, Streptophyta, Magnoliopsida, Poales, Poaceae. Gene Ontology annotation, cellular component: cytoplasm. The record is from RefSeq and is a predicted model, not a curated record. The transcript has 11 exons. Gene Ontology annotation, molecular function: protein binding. The coding region runs from base 149 to 4498 and encodes 1449 amino acids.
GACGGCCCAGAUCGGUCCUGUCCGAUCCCGGAAUUCGGUCCCCGUCCGGCGACGAAAGCGCGCAGAUGAGAUCUUCUUCCCCUCCGGUUUAGGCUAGACCUCGCCGGAUGCCGGAUCACCGCCCCACCCCACCCACACCCCCCAUGCGAUGAAGUGCCACUCUGUGUCCGCGCUCUGGUCGCCGUCACCGCCGUCACACCACGUCACCGCCGCCGCCGCAACCCCGGCCGCGCUCUUCACCGGCGCCGCAGACGGCACCGUCCUCCACUGGCCACUGGCGCCCGCCUCAGCUUCCCCAUCCCCGCGCCCGUCUUCCCUCCUCUGCGCCCACGCUGCCGCCAUCACCUCCCUCUGCCCACUCCCCUCACCGGCCUCCCUUCUCGCCGCCUGCACCGCGGGAGUGCUCUCCCUCUUCUCCACCUCCGCACCCCUCCGCUGCCUCCGCCGCCGCUCCCUCCCGCCCUGGGCCGGCUCACCCUCCCUCGUCGCUCCGCUCCCGUCCAUCACCUCCUCCCACCCUCGCGUCGCGAUCCUCUGCCACGCCCCUGAUGACGGCCACCGUCACGUGUCAGCCCUCGUGGUCGUCGACGCGCGUACCCUCGCCGUCCUCUACACCGUCUUCCAUGGGAUCCUCUCGGUCGGGACUCCGAGGGCGAUCGCGGUUAGUAGCGCCGGUGAUGAUGCAGUCAGCGUUGUGCUGGCUGACGCGCAGGGUCGCGUGCAGGUGAUGCCCGUGGCAGAGGGCGCGGCUGUAGAAGUGGACUCACCCAGGCGUCUCAGCGUGAGCUCGGUGUCCAGCGUCGCGUCUGCGGAGAUGGCGGACGGGAGGGUGGAGGCCUUGGCAUUGUCUAAUGAUGGGAAGCAUGUGGCUUUAGUGCUGAAGACCAGAUGUUUGUUGAAAUGCGUCACUGAGGGGGCUGUGCUCGGGGAGGUCUCUCUACUGGGUACAUCUCUUUGCAAGGACGAAAACACAGUAGACAAGUUAUGCACUGCUGGAGCUUUUUUCCUCAGCGGUGAUGAAUGGGAUGCUCAUGUUUCGGAUGACGGCGUUGUGGUUAGGAACUUGGUGUUGUGGAGUAGCAAUGGUGCUGCCACAAUGUACAGGGUUGCUCUUGGUAGCUCAUACUUUGAGUCUGAGGUAGUGUGUCAAAUUCCUAGCAACUUAUCUAUGCAAGGAGAGGGACUGGAAAUUAAAUUUUGCCGGUCAGACCGGCAUCUUGUUAGGGUUGAAUCUCGCUUUUAUAUGGUCGCUGGGUCAUUGUUGUGGAAACCAACAGUCCUCCAUAUGGUUCUAUUGGGAAUCCAGUUAGAACUGAAUAAAACAGUGAAUACGCAGACCAACCUACCUAUGAGUGAAGAAUUUAGGCCAGAGCCCUCUCAUUCUCAAUACAAUACCAACCGAGGGUUGGAAGUGAUUUCACAGAUGUGCUCAUCAGAAAGCAGUAUGUUAGAAAGGUAUGGAAGGACAGUGUCUUCGUCAAUGGUACUUUCUGAGGAUUCUUAUGCUCCAUAUGCUGUAGUGUAUGGUUUCCAUAAUGGUGACAUAGAAGUUAUCCGAUUUCUGAACUUGUCACCUGCUGCUGCAAAAUUUGGUGGUGGAGGGAUUUACCCACAUAUUUCAGAGAGGUUAUUUUUGGGGCACAAGAGAGCAAUUCUUUGCUUGGCUGCACAUUACAUGCAUGCCCACUCUGACUCUAGAAACUUCCACCGAGCACUCAUAUCAGGGAGUUUAGAUUGUACAGUUCGUGUCUGGGAUCUAGAUGCUGGCACCCUUCUUUCUGUGAUGCAUCAUCAUGUUGGUUCAGUUAAGCAAAUCAUACUACCACCUCCGUGGACAUACCACCCUUGGGAUGACUGCUUCCUUUCUGUUGGAGAAGAUGGCCUUGUGGCACUUGUUUCACUUCAAACCAUGCGUGUUGAGAGGAUGUUUCCUGGCCAUCCGGGUUAUGCAUCAUUGGUAGCUUGGGAGGGAGUAAAAGGGUACAUAGCUUGUUUAUGCAAGAAUCUCCACUCUUGCAAUGAUGCAGGUAGCGGAUUAUAUAUUUGGGAUCUGAAAACUGGUGCUCGAGAACGUGUUAUCAAUGGCACUGCUUCUCAGUCAGCGUUUGAGCACUUCUGCAGUGGUAUAUCAAAAAAUGCAGUUACUGGCAGCAUCUUAGGAGGAACAACUUCAGCAUCUUCCUUACUUGUUCCAAUUUUUAAAGACACGAGCCACCUUCGGUCUCAUGCAGAUAAAAGUGGUCAUGAUAUUUCAUCUGUGUCAACCAACCUUCACAAUGGAAGUACAGUUUCCGUGACUGUAAAUGCACCUACAACAUAUGAUUUUAAGGGGAAGACGCCAGCUCCAGAUGAAGCUCAUGAAUUCCAUGGAGAUAAUUCUGGAUACAAUUCAGGAAAGGCUGUUUCUUCCCACAGUGUUCAUAAUAAAAAAAUAAAGUGCCCAAUAAAGUGCUCUUGCCCCUAUCCUGGCAUUGCAAGUCUGAGAUUUGACCUCACGGCAAUCAUGUCAACACAAGGCAUGACAAACAUCAAUAGUGAUAGGCAGUUGAAAGAUCAUCUCCAUAGCGAGAAUCCUAAAGAAAUAUUGCAGCCUGGAACUUCAGAUAGUCCUUCUCGUGUUCAUGAAAUGGAUAGCCCCUCUAGAGAGUCACUGGAAGGGCGUUUACUUCGAUUUAGCCUCUGUUUUUUGCAUUUAUGGGAUGUUGAUUGCGAGCUAGACAAAUUGCUUGUAGACGAGAUGCAAGUUUGGAAGCCAGAAGGCUGCCAUAUAGCAACUGGGGUGGUAGGAGACAGAGGCUCAUUUACAUUGAUGUUCCCAGGCAAAGAAGCCACACUUGAGCUUUGGAAGUCUUCAGCUGAAUUUUGUGCCAUGAGGUCACUGUCUAUAGUGUCUCUUGCUCAACGCAUGAUUACAUUAUCUCGUUCUUGUACAAAUGCUAGCAGUGCAUUAGCAGCAUUUUAUACAAGGCAUUUUGCUGAAAAGGUUCCGGAUAUAAAACCUCCAUCUCUACAGCUUCUGGUGAGCUUUUGGCAACACCCUUCGGAACAUGUGCGAAUGGCUGCACGUUCCUUGUUCCAUUGUGCAGCUCCCCGUUCUAUUCCACAACCACUACGAAUAAACAAAAAUAAAGUGGCUGAUGUCCCUUUGUCUUCAUCAGAUAAUAUGAAUGAUCUUAUCUCUGCUGUGCAGAGUGCCUCUAUAUCCAAUUAUGGAGAGUUGAAGGCAGAUGAUCAAAAUGUUGAUAAAGAUGAUAGUGACACUGCUAAUAUGAUCUUAUGGUUGGAAUCAUUUGAAAAUCAGGAAUGGUUAUCAUGGAUAGGAGGCACAAGCCAGGACGCAGUGGCAUCAAAUAUCAUAGUUGCAGCUGCUUUGGUUGUUUGGUAUCCAAGUGUUGUGAAAGCUAAACUUUCAAGUUUAGUGGUUAGUCAACUAAUCAAGUUAGUUAUGUCGAUGAAUGAUCGAUAUAGUUCAACUGCAGCUGAACUUCUAGCAGAGGGAAUGGAAAACACUUGGAAAGCAUGCUUGGGUGCUGAGAUCACUCAUUUUAUGAGUGAUAUCCUUUUCCAAAUUGAGUGCCUAAGCACUGCACCUUCAAGCAAUGCCAUCAAUAAAACUGCAGUGGCCGUUACAAUGCGGGAGGCAUUGGUUGGCACACUUUUACCAAGCUUGGCUAUGGCUGAUGUAACAGGAUUUUUUGGUGUAAUAGAGAGCCAAAUUUGGGCUACUUCGUCUGAUUCACCUGUUCAUGUCGCUUCACUUAAAACUAUUAUCCGUGUGGUUCGAGGUGCACCGAAGUCCUUGGCCCCCUAUCUCGACAAGGCAAUCAGCUACAUUCUGCACACUAUGGAUCCAAGCAAUCUAAUAAUGCGAAAAGCUUGUAUUAUUAGUUCAAUGAUGGCUCUAAGAGAAAUGGCACGUGUAUUUCCGAUGGUUGCUCUCAAUGAGUCAAUGACAAGAUUAGCUGUUGGUGAUGCUAUUGGAGAGAUUCAUGAUGCCACAAUUCGAGUCUAUGACAUAGAAAGUGUCACAAAGAUAAGAAUUCUUGAUGCAAGUGGACCACCAGGUCUUCCAAGCUUACUUGCAGGAUCAUCAAGUACAACAGCAACCAUACUGAUAUCAGUUCUGAGUUUCUCACCUGAUGGAGAGGGUCUGGUUGCCUUCUCUGAGAAUGGAUUGAUGAUAAGGUGGUGGUCAUUAGGUAGUGCCUGGUGGGAGAGGCUGAGCAGAAGCCUUACUCCUAUUCAAUGCACAAAGCUUAUCUAUGUUCCUCCAUGGGAAGGAUUUUCACCUAACUCUGCUCGCUUAAGUAUAAUUUCUAGCAUUUUAGGACAUGAUAAACAUGGAAUGUCAGAGAAGAAGACAAAGGAACUAGGCGAGGCAGAUAAUCUGAAGUUAUUGCUUCAUAAUCUUGACCUUUCAUACCGCCUUCACUGGGUUGGUGGAAAGACUAUCAAACUUAUGAGGCAUGGCCAGGAGUUGGGUACAUUUCAGCUGUGAUCGGCUUACCAAUGGUUCAUGUAUCUUGAGUUGCUUUGUAGUGUUGAAAAACAGCUGAUUUGCUGGCUGGCAAGUCUAACAAGAAUCACCAGUACAUAUGUCAUGUGAGGACUGCUAUUCACAUGCAGCCCAGGAUGGGCCUCAUCUGUUUCAUGUUACAGUUACAGAACUGUUACAGAACUACUAUUCACAUGCAGCUCCCAGGAUGGGGCUCAUCUAUCACACCAUUGGGUUCCAGAGUCCAGGAUGCUUUUAGUAUGAAUUCCUGGAGCAAUCAGUUGAGGAUUUGUUCGCUGGGUUUGGGAGUCACAAUCAAGUCCUUGAGAAGCGAUUUUCGAGCCUCUUCAUUUGUCUGAAAAGUCAUGACUAGUAGAUUCGGCAGAUAAGCUCAAGCAAACGGGCUCGAAGAUGUGUGCAAAGUGUUGUUGUAGACUAAUGUUGGGACUUGGGACAAGAGGCAAGGGAAGAUGGUUCAUGGUUGCAACGUGGUCGGUAUAUGUGGUCUUUGUGCGGCAAAGACUCUCUGUACUGUACGGCUCUGACGAUGUUUUUUUCCCCUAUAUAUAAAUCAUUUAAUUAUAUCAGUUUUAGCGGAGUACAUGGAUUUGAGAAACAUUUCCAAAGACAUGAUUGUGGUUGUGGACUCACGGUUUCCUUGCCUGCCGUUUACUCAUGGUUUCCGCCUCGUCC